Molecule: messenger RNA, 405 nt
Organism: Eurypyga helias (sunbittern)
Lineage: Eukaryota; Metazoa; Chordata; Aves; Eurypygiformes; Eurypygidae
Gene: NENF
Product: neudesin neurotrophic factor
Exons: 3
Cellular component (GO): membrane; endomembrane system
Source: RefSeq, a predicted model, not a curated record
CUGAGACGAAUUGCCUUUUGCCUGGGUGGAAGGUUGAGGAAGUAUGGGUGGCUUGCUUUCCAGGAAGGACAGCCCAUCUACCUGGCGGUGAAGGGAGUAGUAUUUGAUGUCACUUCUGGAAAAGAAUUUUAUGGAAAAGGGGCUCCAUACAAUGCUUUGGUUGGAAAAGACUCAACAAGAGGAGUUGCAAAGAUGUCUCUGGAUCCGGCAGAUCUUACACAUGACAUAACAGGACUCACCGAAGAGGAACUGAAGUCCCUGGACGAUAUCUUCAAUAACGUCUAUAAGGCCAAAUAUCCAAUUGUUGGCUAUACUUCUCGACGAAUCCUGAAUGAGGAUGGCAGCCCCAAUCUAGACUUCAGACCUGAAGAUCAGCCACAUUUCAACAUUAAAGAUGAAUUUUGA